Molecule: messenger RNA, 1733 nt
Organism: Lathyrus oleraceus (garden pea)
Lineage: Eukaryota; Viridiplantae; Streptophyta; Magnoliopsida; Fabales; Fabaceae
Product: probable dolichyl pyrophosphate Man9GlcNAc2 alpha-1,3-glucosyltransferase
Exons: 6
Coding region: 114-1688 (524 amino acids)
Biological process (GO): dolichol-linked oligosaccharide biosynthetic process; protein N-linked glycosylation
Cellular component (GO): endoplasmic reticulum membrane
Molecular function (GO): dolichyl pyrophosphate Man9GlcNAc2 alpha-1,3-glucosyltransferase activity
Source: RefSeq, a predicted model, not a curated record
UACUUCGACUAGAAAGAAAAGGGACUGAAAGGAGGUAUGCGACGUCGUUUUGGAGUAUCGAGAUAGUGUUCUUUCUUCUACACUCUCAUUACUGUCACGAUCUCAUCACAAAAAUGGCAAACAAAUCAAAGAAGAAGCACACAACAACAGCAGCAACAACAACCUACGACGAUGUCGACAACGACAACAUUUGGUGUUCCUUAAUCCACAAAGGAACACCAACAACAUUCACAACAAUUGCUUUAUUCGCAUUACUGAUCCGUUUCUUAGUGUCGUUGUACCCUUAUUCAGGUUUCGGAAACCCACCGAAAUUCGGAGAUUUUGAAGCACAGAGACAUUGGAUGGAGAUAACAAUCAAUUUACCGAUUCGUGAAUGGUAUAGAAAUGGAACCAAUAAUGAUUUGGGUUAUUGGGGUCUUGAUUAUCCUCCUCUCACUGCUUACCAGAGCUGGAUUCAUGGAGUUUUGCUUCGCCGUUUUCAUCCCAUUUCUGUUUCGCUUUUCAGUUCAAGAGGUCAUGAAUCUUAUCUUGGAAAACAACUGAUGAGGUGGACAGUGAUAUCUUCCGACGCUCUGAUAUUCUUUCCAGCAGUUUUGUACUUUAUAAUUGCUCGUUAUAAUCAACCUUCACGGAGUCGUAAAACUGAUAUCGCAUGGCACAUUACCAUGCUUUUGCUAAACCCAUGUUUGAUCUUAAUUGAUCACGGCCAUUUUCAGUACAACUGUAUCAGCUUGGGCUUUACUAUUGCAGCUGUUGCUGCUAUCCUUUCUGGGAAAGAUCUUUUUGGCUCUGUUCUUUAUUGUUUAGCCCUAAAUCAUAAACAGAUGAGUGCAUAUUUUGCGCCUGCUUUUUUCAGCCAUCUACUUGGCAAAUGCCUGAGACGUGAACAUCCAGUCCUUGAGGUGUCAAAACUAGGAUUUGUCGUCUUAGGAACCUUUGCUGCGGUGUGGUGGCCUUAUCUUUAUUCAACAAAUUCCUUUUUGGAGGUCCUCUCUCGUCUCGCUCCCUUCGAAAGAGGAAUAUUUGAGGACUAUGUCGCCAAUUUUUGGUGUGCCACUUCAAUUCUCAUAAAAUGGAAGAGAUUGUUCACAACAGGGCCACUCAAACUUAUCAGCUUCUCCGCAACUAUCAUAUCAUGUUUUCCUUCAAUGGUUCAACAAAUAAAGUCUCCAAGUAAUAAAGGAUUCCUUUAUGCGCUGCUCAACUGUUCUCUGUCAUUUUACCUAUUUUCUUUUCAAGUGCAUGAAAAGUCCAUUUUGCUGCCACUUCUUCCUGCAACCAUGCUGGCCAUGGAAGAGCCCUUUAUUUUCAAGUGGUUCAUGAAAUUCGCCAUGCUCUCUAUGUUCCCUCUAAUCUGUCGCGACGGCUUGAUUGUUCCAUAUUUCGCUCUACUCGCCCUCUUCAUCCUCGUACUCAAUACACCUGGUCGACGCAGAGUUAGAGAAAACAACUACUUUUACAACUAUUUAGGCGCAACGACGAUUCGCCUUAUUUUAUUUUGUUCUUUAAUUCUUCACAUAGUUUACUUGACAAUGCAAGCUCCUAAGAAGUAUCCUUUUAUUUUUGAAGCAAUGAUUAUGAAUCUGUGUUUCUCUCAGUUUGUGAUUGUAACUAUUGGUUGCAAUAUGAAGCAAUGGAUGUUAAACAAAAAUGUAAAAUUAGAUGAAAUAGAAAAGAAGCACAUUUGAUAUUGGUUUAUAAAUUAUAUAAAUUGAAUUAAGAGAUUGGCAUAA